AAACAUCGCGAGAGUUGGUUUCAUUGGCUGCAGCACACAGUGACGCUGAUGGAUAUUUAAGGUUUAGCGGCAGAAAAUAACAGAUCUUGUCCUGAAGACCAGCCAGGGGGAGGAUGCACACGACAAGCCCCUUUCUAGGCUGUGGAGAGAGAGUAAGCAUCAUACUGGCCCAGAUUCAGGUGGCCUCACAGCUUCACAGAUGGUGCGAGGGAAAUGCAGUUGCUUGUGCCAGCCCAAAGUGAUGCUCACUGGCUCAUGCUUACAGGAGAACGACUAAACUCUCCAACUGUGGGUCACAUCCUCUGAUCCCCUGAUUUACAGUGUUGUGAAGAUUCACCCCCUGCAGACUUGUUUACAAGCAACAAGAGGACAAGACACAUGCUGUCAGUCUGCACACUGUUGCUUCUGUUUAGAGGUGUAGCACAAAAAGCUGCAGUGAAGAUCACCACACCUCCCACAACCCAGAAGUCUCUGUGUGUAGAGCAAGUGUGAAAUUCCACAACGAAGUCCCAGAGAGAAGUAGCAGUUAACAAGUGCCAACACCCUUGGAUGUACACAGUUUCCACAGAAGGAACAAUUAGUAUAUUUUUUAAUUUCAAUAAGUUUUUAAUUUUAAGAAAAUCUCUUGGAUAUACCACUUUAAUGCAUUUUUUGGGAAGAUGAAUUUGAGGUCCUUGUUACAAGGAGGGACAAGUUAAAACUAUACAGAUUUCCUCCACCAUGUCAUGGAAGAGAAACUACUUUGCAUCUGGCAGCAGUGGGAUGCAGGGCAUAUUCACUCCACGGACCAUGACAUCAAUUGCCCCCAGCAAAGGACUCAUCAACGAGCCAGGACAGAACAGCUGUUUCCUGAACAGUGCUCUCCAGGUUCUCUGGCAUCUUGAUAUCUUCCGCCGAAGUUUCCGGCAGCUCACUACACACAAGUGCAUGGAGGACUCGUGCAUCUUUUGUGCUCUGAAGAGCAUCUUUGUGCAGUUCCAAUUCAGCAGUGAGAAGGUGCUGCCCUCUGACGCACUCCGUUGCGCUCUGGCCAAAACCUUCCAGAACGAGCAGCGAUUCCAGCUAGGCAUUAUGGAUGAUGCGGCCGAGUGCUUCGAGAAUAUCCUCAUGAGAAUCCACUUUCACAUCUCUGAUGAGAGCAAGGAGGACAUAUGCACAGCCAAACACUGUAUUCCUCACCAGAAGUUUGCCAUGACACUCUUUGAGCAGUGUGUGUGCAGCAACUGUGGAGCCUCUUCGGACCCCUUGCCCUUCAUUCAAAUGGUCCACUACAUCUCCACCACCUCCCUGUGUAACCAGGCAGUGCGCAUGUUGGAAUGCCGUGAGAAGCCCACUCCGGACAUGUUCGGAGAACUGCUGAGGAAUGCCAGCACCGUGGGAGACCUGCGCAACUGCCCGGGGAAUUGUGGAGAAAAGCUCCAUAUUCGACGUGUGCUGAUGAACUCCCCAGAGAUCAUUACCAUCGGCCUGGUGUGGGACUCGGACCACUCUGACCUGGCUGAAGACGUUAUCCACAGCCUGGGCACCGUCCUACGGCUUGGAGAUCUGUUCUACCGAGUGACAGAGGACAAAGCUAAACAGGCGGAGCUCUACCUUGUGGGUGUGGUCUGUUACUAUGGCAAACACUACUCCACUUUCUUCUUCCAAACCAAAAUCCGGAAGUGGAUUUACUUUGAUGAUGCUCAUGUGAAAGAGAUUGGGCCCAAAUGGAAGGAUGUGGUAUCCCAUUGUAUAAAGGGGCAUUACCAGCCUCUACUGUUGCUCUAUGCUGACCCUCGAGGGACGCCGGUGUCAGUUCAGGAUUUGGCUUCACGCCUAGACCUACACCACUACUCUAAAGCAUACUACGACAGCGAAGAUUCAGGCCGUGAGCCGUCUAUUUCCAGUGACACACGGACAGAUUCUUCCACAGACAGCUACAGCUAUAAACAUUCUCACUCUCACCAUGAGUCUAUGGCUUCCCACUUCUCCUCUGACUCUCAGGGAACCGUAAUUUGUAACCCUGACAACGACUCUGCCUCGCACAGCAGUCUGGAAACCACAGGUUCCUUGACUGGCACUGAUCCAGUGCAGUGCCAUACUCUCAGAAAAGUGGGGGUCUUAGACAAGAAGGGAGGGGUUUUGGAAAGGAAACGAAGUGCCAGCAGGCCACGAAAAUUUGAGACCCGUGGUGAUUCAAGGAGUCGAUGCUCAAAGACAGACGAGGUGUUGUCUGCUGGCUACCACAGCGAAGGUGAGACUUUAAAAGAGCAGCAGGUUCCUCGUUCUCUACCUAAACCCAGCUCCAGUCGACUUCGAGACUUCAAGGAGACUAUGAGCAACAUUAUCCAUAACCGGCCACUUUCUGCAUCAUCCUCGGGCUCCGUGUGUCCCCCUGACUCCAUCGUUAAGGUGCGAGACUGGGAGGCAGACAGCACCAGCAGUGAGUCCAAAUCUAGCUCCUCCGGAGGACGCUACCACCCGCCCUGGAAGCCUCGGCGCGAGGCUCUGAACAUCGACAGUAUCUUUAGCAGGGAACGCCAUAAGCAGGCAGGGUACAGUCCGUUAGGAGCUCUGCUGCCUGAAGACACUGGGCCUCAGGGGAAGUUGACGGGGCCCAUGAAGCAGACCACAUUUCGAGACCUGCCGGGACCCCUGGGAAGAGGGUCAGAGCACCCCCCACGUCUCAUCCAGAGGAUGGAGAGUGGCUAUGAGAGCAGUGAGAGGAACAGUAACAGCCCCGUCAGCCUGGACAUGCCUGUUAGCGAGCGGACCAGUAAUGGCACACACAGCUUACGAGAGGGAGGGUUGAAAAAGCCUUCACCUGAUGUCAGCCAGUCAUGGAAGUCUGUCACCAAAUCCAAGAGCAGCAGCGCCUUACUGCAAGAUGUCAAAGCGUCAGUCAAGGGCAAUAGUCACAUGAGUUCAGCGGGCGAGGGCCGCAGUGAACUAGAUGAGCUACAGGAGGAAGUAGCUCGCCGGGCCAAGGAGCAAGAGCUACAAAGACGAAAGGAAAAGGAGAUAGAGGCAGCAAUGGGAUUCAAUCCCAGACCCAGCAAGUUCAUGGAUCUAGACGAGCUCCAGAACCAAGGGAAAGGGGAAGGCUUUGAGCAAUGUGUGUUGGAGGCAGAGUCUAUGUUAGACCAGUCACUGAGACUGGAACAGGCAGGAGAGGUGGCCGCUGCUCUGUCUGUGGUUAACGAAGCAAUGUCUAAACUCAGGCAUACCUUGCAUGAGAGCAACACUAACUCUCAGGGCAAGAUGCAAAAGUGCAUGAGAAGAGCACGAGGUCUGCAGCAACGCAUGCAGCAGCAGCAGGAACUGCAGCAGAAGCAACAGGAGGAAGAGAAGGAACAGAAACAGCCUCUCAGGUCCUGCCAUGAACUGCCCAGUGAACAGCCUGUCCCGGUCGAAAUACUUCUGACAAAUGUUAAAGAAGAGGAUGAGAAGGCAGUUUCAGAAGAUGCCUUAAGACCACCUUCACCUCUCCUCAUGAAGCCUCAGUCUGUAAUUAAACCUGUUCUUGAUGACCCUGGCCAUCCUGUAUCCCUUCACCAUACAGACCCACACUUAAUGCAGCGGGGCAGUGCAGGGGACAACUCCAGUCCUGUGACAGAUAAUGGACCACACUCGCACACAUGGAGCACCAAAGACUCCAUUACAAUCACAAACUCUUUUGUACAGACUGCCAGUAAAAGCAGUUCUGCCACUGUGCCUGUGAUUGCAGUGAAUGGUUGUGAGGGUCCUCUACAGCCCUCUGCUCUGCCCAACAACACGCAGUCUAGUGUAUCUUAUUUCAACAGUCAAUGCCCACCUCUGUCACAAAGUGCGCAUCACACACCUUCCAUCUCUGAUUUUUCCAACUUUUUGGAUGGCCAGCAGAAGUCACCACAGCAGGCUCACCCUCAGUCUCUUCGUGGCCCAUCCAAUGCACCCAACAGCCAUGUUUCUGAUGCCUAUCAAAAAUCAAACACACUCCGGGCACCUCCACGGAGCUGGUCUUGCCGCAGUCUGGAACGACUUGAUCGCCGUCCAACUGUGAUGGAUUCCUCCCUUGGCUCUCCAGCAGACCCUCAGUGCCCCUUAUCCCCCUGUCCGCCAUCCCUGUCUUCCCCAGCACUGGAGCACUAUCCAGCCGGCCCCAUGCCUGUGGAGCGCUGGGCUGAGAAUGUCAAUCGAUACUACAAUUCCCAGAAUUCUGCGCUGUCAGGACGUGGCUCACCCUGUGCGGAGCUGUCUGAGCUGGAUUCGCUCUAUCAGGCCAGCUUGAAGGCUCCCAGCAUGCCCCGAGCCCCAGGAGGACCAAGUUCUCAGCAUGCCAACAGAUCAGGUCCUGUUGCUUCUCGAAAGCACAUUGCUGGACUUUCUGCCACUCUUGGUCGUUCCAAAACCCCCACAGCAGAGAUCGAGAGGUGUGCCUACAGAACGCCAGCAGACAGCAGUAAACUGGCUCAGAAGCCUGUUUCUGCUGCAGUCUGUGGUGCGCUGCGGGGUGAGGAUGAAUCAUACAGUGCAGAGAACCUGCGACGAAUUGCUCGUAGUCUCAGUGGCACUGUCAUUGGAGGACGAGCAGACAACGUACCCCCCUCUCGCAGCUUUGACCCCCCUGUCUCCAGGAUGCCAAAGCAUGUGAACAUGCAACUCCCCACACAUCGCUCCAGCACCUCACUGCAUGUUUUACCCCCUUCUCCACACAAUCCUUCUACAUUCUCUCACGAGCUGCAGCCCCAGUACCUUCACCCAAGUCACCACCACCACCCCACCCCUCCAUCUCACCUGCACCAGCAGACACUAAGGCCCAGUGCACUGGGGCCCUCUCAUGGACUAACAGGAGAUUGCCAAAAGGCCAAAAAGUUUCUGGCUGUGCUUGACCGGGGUGAAGCGAUCUCCCGUGAAAACUACCACAGUGUUGCAAUGAGCUAUGGCACCCUUCCGCGGGCUCCCCGUAGGUCAACUUCAACUGGUCCCCCUGUGCUCCAUGCUAGGCCAGAACCCUCGGUUGGCCCAGGGCCCCGGAGCUACCCAGAUGCAGCCUACGCCACACUUUCCCACCCUCACCGCAAUGCACCGGCAAGUAGGACAAUGGGUGGUUUUUACAGGCAGUCAUACCAACAAUCCAACCAUGCUGCUUCAACCACCCCAUAUGCUAACCAAAACCCACAUCACUCCAGCCAUCAUCAUCCACAUCUGUCCUUUGAGCCGCCUGCCCAGCCGCUCCGUCUCGAUGUGCCCCCCGAGAGGGACUGGAAGACUUCAGACUAUAGGAUGGCUUCUAGAGACACUCAUGUCUUCCCCAGGCCAGAGCCACGUUUUGGGACGUCCCGUGGCCCUCCUGCCUAUCUCUGCGCCCUCUGCAAGCAGAAUCCAGCUGAGCCCUCUAGAAGCUAUUGCCAAACCUGCAGAGCCCAUAUGAACCACUACAGGAUGACCAGCUGAGUGAUGGAUUUACAUAUUGGAAUACACCACUGAUAUGCAUCUUUUUAUGCACUCAUUCUCUGACUUUACGUGGAAGUACAGUAAAAACGUGAAACUUUGAAACUUAUGACAAUUUUGUGGAGUUUGGAGCUCUUAAGAGAAGAAGCUGCAAAAAUGCAUUAAUGCUGCAUCAAUGGCAUUAUGAAGCAGGGCAGACACGUUCUUGUUACCGCAUCAUUAAAAUAUCUAAAAAAAUUAUAUGUUUUCUGAUGAAGAGUGAGAGACUGACGUUCGUUAAUAUUCAUGGCUGCCAUGGCCAUGUUCUGAAAUUAGAUUUUACAUGCAGUUCCUAAGCUGCUGCAUUUUAACACUGGAAAGAAAAAAUCGACAUCCUAUGCUUUUAUUCUAUUGUAAACAUUUCAACUGCUUAAACAUUCAAUUCUGCAGAUAACUUUAGUUUACUUUAACUGGACACCAUCUCAGCACAAAGCAUCUGUCGAUGUGAAGAACAGAGCACUUUGCUGAUAAAAUGACUGCAUCUAAAGCUGAUGCGAACAAAAAGAAAACGGUUCAUAGCCUGAACAUUGUCUGCUGAUAUACACUGUCUGCUCCGUAUAUGCACAAGUUCUAUAAGACUUGCUUUACGCUCCUUUGAAUUAGCAUUCCAAACUAACCUUACUUAGUUCUGUGAUUGUAAUUUAACUAUGUGAACACAAGUUUAGUGCACUUAAGAAGUGUUACGUUAGAAGCGUCUCUCUGUUGUAACUUCUCCCAUUUUUAUGGGAAAACAGACAUCUAACUACUUAACUUAGAGGGCUGUAAUGUAAGUGUGCAUCAGUAAUCAAAGGUACAUCAGAUUUCUGUGUCGUACCAACAGUCAACUUUCAACCACAUUGGCAUUUGUGUAUGUAUUUUUGUGUACAGUAUUGUUCAGCCUAACAGUAGCACCCGAAAACUCAUAAUUGUGAUCUUUAUUUUAUUUUAUUUUGUAGUAGAAGCUGUUUUAACUUUUUGAUUUAUACAGUAUAUUGUACAUUGAAAUGUUAAGUGCAAAACUUUUUCAGGCUGUUAAGACUUCAAAGAUAGAUAACAAAAGAACAGAACAUUCUGCAGUGCCUUGAAUUGUGGAAGGCAACACAACUGGGUAUCAGUUUAUUAAUUUUGCAGCCAUAUAAUGUUGCUUAUUACAAUAGUGUUAAAUUAUGGAAUUGCGAUUCUAAAUGAGAUGAUUUAACAUUUCCCCCAUUUUUAUUUUGUAUUAUUAUUAUUAUUAUUAUUAUUAUUUGGAUAUUGCUAAGGUGAAACAUGUGGACUAAGAUAAUUAACUUAUAAAGUUACUGGUUAUGAAGUCAUGCACAUUCAAAGUGUAAAGGAAUGUCUGUUAGCUGAGUUUGAAAGUGCAAAUGUGCCAUUUCAUGAAAACAAAAGUGUUACCUGCUCGUAAUAGUGGCCACAAAAGGAUUUUUUUGAAACGGGGCCAAAAUUUAUUAAAGCUUUUCAAACAUGAUCGCUGAUUAGAGCAUGUCAAAUACCUCAACCAAUCACAUGCUCGUUUUUUUUUUUCUUCACCACAACAAUUUUGCAUGUACUAUAAUUUCAUAAAUUAGGACCGAACAAUGAAUCAGAGUGCCUCUGCACUGAAUUCCCACUGAGUGAAUUAUCUGAAGCUUUCUUUGUUUUGCCAAUAUGCAGUGCAACACUGCCCUGGCAUGAUUAUUAACAAAACAUGAAUCUGUGACUGAAUUUCCCUUUCCUUCCUCCUUUCUUUCUUUGCUCCCUUCCUUUCUGAAUUAAAAUACAAACAGAUUUGGCAAAUUGUGUAUAUAAGUGUGUACAGAUAUUUAGUCUUUAACUUUAAGUACAGACAAAUUUGGACUUGUUGUAAAUGCUGUGCUAGAAAUGAAACUUGUAUUUUUGCAAUAAAGUUAUAUUGAGCUCCAGUCAGGAGCAGAACAC
Messenger RNA from Myxocyprinus asiaticus (Chinese sucker), 7350 nucleotides. RefSeq names its product inactive ubiquitin carboxyl-terminal hydrolase 54-like. The record is from RefSeq and is a predicted model, not a curated record. Gene Ontology annotation, molecular function: cysteine-type deubiquitinase activity. NCBI's taxonomy places the organism in Eukaryota, Metazoa, Chordata, Actinopteri, Cypriniformes, Catostomidae. The transcript is spliced from 24 exons. Gene Ontology annotation, biological process: protein deubiquitination. The coding region runs from base 721 to 5415 and encodes 1564 amino acids.